Molecule: messenger RNA, 617 nt
Organism: Fundulus heteroclitus (mummichog)
Lineage: Eukaryota; Metazoa; Chordata; Actinopteri; Cyprinodontiformes; Fundulidae
Product: pterin-4-alpha-carbinolamine dehydratase 2
Exons: 4
Coding region: 67-474 (135 amino acids)
Biological process (GO): tetrahydrobiopterin biosynthetic process
Molecular function (GO): 4-alpha-hydroxytetrahydrobiopterin dehydratase activity
Source: RefSeq, a predicted model, not a curated record
GUACGUGGACCAGGUCUGCCGCGCCUGCGCAGAACAGGUGGUGAGGAGUAAGCUCCGUUAACAGACAUGUUUGGGUUCAUCCUGCGGACGAGCAAACCUGUGACCUGCAGCCGGCUGAGCAGCCUGAGGAAACCUCCGCCCCACAGACACCUCUGCUCUAAAAUGUCGUCAGAUUCCCAUUGGCUCAGCCCCGCAGACCGGGAUCAGCUGGUGAUGGAGCUCAGGGCGACGGGCUGGAUGGAGGUGGAGGAUCGUGAUGCCAUCUUCAAGGAGCUGCACUUUAAAACUUUUAAUCAGGCGUUUGGCUUCAUGUCACGAGUGGCCCUGCAGGCAGAGAAGAUGAACCAUCACCCAGAGUGGUUCAAUGUUUAUAAUAAGGUCCAGAUUACACUGAGCACACAUGACUGUGGAGGGCUUUCUAAACGGGACAUCAAAAUGGCAAAAUUUAUCGACAAAAUAGCGCUUUCAAUGUAAUUUUUUCAGACUUUAUCCUGAAGUGUAAUUUAACUAAUUUUUUUCCCAGUUCUGUUAAAGUUAUUCACGAUUACCACAACUUUCUUGUUUUUCCAUCAAUAAAAUCUGUGAAGAAGGACUAAGAUGGGGCAUAUUCUUCACAA